Nerophis lumbriciformis (worm pipefish) is the source of this 1729-nucleotide messenger RNA. RefSeq lists its product as uncharacterized. Gene Ontology annotation, biological process: proteolysis. Gene Ontology annotation, molecular function: aspartic-type endopeptidase activity. Lineage: Eukaryota; Metazoa; Chordata; Actinopteri; Syngnathiformes; Syngnathidae. The record is from RefSeq and is a predicted model, not a curated record.
UUAUCUACCUAUUAUUUUGUCAACAUUAUUAAGGACAAGUGGUAGAAAAUGAUUUAUUAAUCUACUUGUUCAUUUACUGUUAAUAUCUGCUUACUUUCUCUUUUAACAUGUUCUAUCUACACUUCUGUUAAAAUGUAGUACUUGUCAUAUAAGUUGCAUAUAUAUGUAUGUGCUGCUGUUGCUUUAAUGACGUUGCGACAGCUGCCGUAAAGGAGGUGCGUUGCUAGCCUGGUUGCUAUGGUUUUGCGGUGAGUCGUAAAAGUGUUCGUCACAUGUUUUGUACCCUGCUAAAAUCUGAGUAAAGUUAUUCACUGGAUAUACCUUUUGUUUUUGAACUUUAUUACAUGGUGUCAGAAGUAACGGACAAUCACGUCGCAGCAAGGAAAUGGCCAAAUUUAAUCCUCCGGAUAGUUUUGCGUUCGACCGACCAAAUGAAUGGGGAGAUUGGAAACAACGUUUCCAACGGUAUCGCAUAGCAACAAAACUAGCAAAGGAGGACGGCGAAGUACAGGUCAGUUGCCUGAUAUAUGCUAUGGGUCCAGAGGCUGAAAACAUUUUCAAGUCGUUCACGUUGUCAGAGGAUGAUCAGAAAAAGUUUGACGUUGUGUUAGGAAAAUACGACGAGUACUUUUAUCCCAAACGGAACGUGAUCCACGAGCGCGCAUGUUUCUACCAGAGAGGACAGCGGCCCAGUGAGAAAGUUGAAAUGUUUAUAAGAGCUCUAUAUGAUUUAUCCGAACACUGUGACUUUGGAGCAGCGAGGGACGACCACAUUCGUGACCGCAUAGUUGUGGGUAUUGUGGACAAAGACCUGUCGCGCAAACUGCAGCUGGAGGCUGGUUUGACGCUAACCCAAACUAUACAGACUGUUCGCCAGUCCGAAGAGGUGAAUGCACAAGUGCACCAGCAACAAGGAGAGGCGUGCACGGCGGUGCAGGAGAUCGCCCGCGAACGUGGGAAAUUUGCAUAUAGAGAAAAACAACAGUGGAGAAAUAGAAGGGAAAGUGGACAGCAAGAAGCACCAAAAAUGCCUAAAUGUGGCAGAUGUGGAAAAAUACAGCACAAAGACCAUGAAAGGUGUCCAGCUCUGAAAUCGACAUGCCACAAAUGCAAAAAGGUGGGUCACUGGGAAAUUAAAUGUCAUACAAAGGCAGUCAGAGAAGUGACAGAGACAGAACCUGUCUCACAGACUCCAUACUUUCUAGGCGCAGUCACCAAUAUAAACAAAAAUAAUGACAAGUGGACUGUAAAGAUUGUAAUUGGAGUGACACCAGUUACAUUUAAAAUUGAUACUGGGGCAGAUCUAAAUAUUAUGGAAGAAGAGACAUUCAACAUGUUAUGCCCUAAGCAGCAACUGGUGCAGUCAAAUAUCCCACCAAUGAGCAGUCCUGGGGGUCAGCUGAUAUGUGUGGGGAAGUUUCAAGCUAAUGCAAAAUACAAAGAAAAGCACUACUCAUUCCCAGUGUAUGUCAUCCGCUGCUUAACUGCAAACAACCUGCUGGGCAGAGACACAGCAUGUGCAAUGGGGCUGGUGAAGCGCAUUGAAGAAGUGCACAGUGCAUUUGGAGAACAUGGAACUCUCAAAACAGACCCAGUUAAAAUACUUUUAAAGGACAAUGCUGAGCCAUAUGCAGUGUAUACAGCCCGCAGGGUACCACUGCCUCUUAUACAGAAGGUCAAAGAGGAGCUACUGCGUAUGGAGAAAAAUGCUGUAAUUGAAAAAAAGUGA